Messenger RNA from Gymnodraco acuticeps, 1581 nucleotides. Its product is annotated as proenkephalin-A-like. Gene Ontology annotation, biological process: sensory perception; neuropeptide signaling pathway; chemical synaptic transmission. The transcript is spliced from 2 exons. Gene Ontology annotation, cellular component: plasma membrane; neuronal cell body; dendrite. NCBI's taxonomy places the organism in Eukaryota, Metazoa, Chordata, Actinopteri, Perciformes, Bathydraconidae. The record is from RefSeq and is a predicted model, not a curated record. Bases 797 to 1366 code for a protein of 189 amino acids. Gene Ontology annotation, molecular function: opioid receptor binding.
AUUACAAAAGUUAUUUUUAUUAAAAUGAUCAAAAUUUAGCUAAAGCUAGUAUUUAAAGAUACGGUUACAGUUAUAGUAAAACAAAAGGCUGUGAAAUACACAACACACUUAUAAUGCUAUAAACAUUUAGCAAAUGAGGGAUUGCUGAGCAAUUACCCUGAUUCAAAGUCAGCCAUACUUUUUCACUGAGGUGAACCUAAGGGUUCGAGCAUUAGAAAAUAAAACUACAGAUAAGAAAUCUUGAAAUGAAUGUGUUUUCUAAAAUCUCUACGGUGCAUUAAGUGAGGGAUAAUGUGAUAAAGAAAAAAGAUCACCAAACAGGGCCCAAUGCGAAGCACAUUAUCACACUUAUUUUACUGCCACAUGCUAAAUAAACAAACCACUUGCCUCACAAUAGUAAUUGAAAAUGAUUUGAUUGACUUGAAAAUGAACGUAUUGCUUCUGCUAAGAAAAAAACGAACUGCGGCAACAACAACAACAACAACAUAUCUUAAACUGACAGCAGCACUGAUGGAGGUUUUCUGUAACUGACAAGUCUGUUCACAUUUUCUUUUCCACUAACCAGUCUUUAAAAACUGCCAGAGCCAUUACUGUGUUCUUUAUUGUUUACUUCCUGUCUGUCUUCUUCUGCUGUUCCUGUUAGUGUUUACUUCCUGUCAGUCUUCUUUUGGAGAUUUCUCUGCCGACCAGCGAUCUUAAGAUCUUUCCUUCUCUUCCUUGAUCCUCCUUAUCAAAUCAGAAUUGAGUAUUCAACUAAGCUUUUAAUUAUUCAGGAUAUUGCAAUGAAGGCAUAAGGAUGAAGACAUGCUCUCUUGAGUGUGAGGGUGUGUUGGACAGCCAGAAGCUGCGCCUGUGCCGGGACCUCCUGCUGGACGAGGAGACCCAGACCCCCCUGGAUCCUGAUCCCCGCCAGGAGCAGGAGGCAGCGGGCGCCAUGGCAGCUGCCGAUGUGGACGCAGAGUCACCAGAACACCAGCUGGCCAAGAAGUACGGCGGCUUCAUGAAGCGCUACGGGGGCUUCAUGUCCCGCCGCUCCCCCCCCUCCCCAGAGGAUCCAGGAAACCAGGAGGAGGAAGACAACAUCCGCCUGGGGAUCCUAAAGAUCCUCAACGCUGCAUCCGAGCAGGGGGGGGAGGCGGUGAAGAGGUACGGGGGCUUCAUGCGUCGCGCGGAGGGGGGGGUCCCGCAGAGCGACCUGCUGGAGGCCAUUUUGGGCCGCGGGCUGAAGAAGCGCUACGGAGGCUUCAUGAGGCGGGUGGGCAGGCCGGAGUGGCUGGUGGAGAGCAGCAAGAGUGGGGGGGUGUUGAAACGGGCCUGGGAGAACGGCAGCGAGAUACAGAAGAGGUACGGGGGCUUCAUGGACUAGGAUGCCACGGUUAUGACCCUUCAACCCCCGUCUCCCCAAGCAGUCCCCCUGUAAUCUGGACCUGGUGUUUGAAUCAACUGCUUUGUAUAACUUCUGCUACUGUAAUGAUAAAAAAAAGAUAAACGUGUGUUGUUCAGAUGUGCACAAAUCAUUUUCCGUCUGUUUUUUGAGUUUCAUGAUGAUAUUAUUUAUUAAAAUAAUCUGUUGAUCAAGGA